UCUGGUUUUUUCUCCGUCAGAUUUGAGAGCGAAAAUCAAGGGCAGAGUCAGAGCAAAGACGAAAUGCAUCGUCUCAUUUUUGGGCAUUCUUUCGCCGAGCUCGUGGCACUGAUCCUUCUCCCCGGGCUUGCAUUCUAUUUUCUCAAUAAGAAGAAAACUAGUGCGAGAAGAAAUGCAGAAGAUGUUGAUACUGGCGCAUCCGGUUCGAUGACUGUGCCAACAAAAACUAAUUCUGGUGGAUCUAGUUUGUCUCCGACCAAAACUGAUAACGAUGCAUCUAGUUCGUUGACCGCGUUGACUGAAAGCCGCUACGAGGUGUUCUUGAGUUUUAGAGGCUCAGAUACUCGACAUGGCUUCACCGAUCACCUCUACCAUGGGCUCCUCAAAGCCGGAAUUGUUGCUUUCAGAGACGAUGACGAGCUCUACCAAGGCGAGAACAUCGGACCAAAGCUAAUGGCAGCCAUCACGACCAGUAAGAUCCUGAUCCCCAUUCUCUCCGAGACUUAUGGUACAAGCAGUUGGUGCCUGGAUGAACUGGUUCAAAUAAUGGAGCGCAAGAAAAAUAAUGGGCAGAUAGUGUUUCCUAUAUUCUAUAAAGUGAAACCAGCUGACGUGAAAUAUCAAAGCGGGAGUUUUGGAGAGGCAUUUCAUAAGCGUGAGACGCGUUUGCUUAAGAGGUCUUUCGACCAAACGAUUUUGGACAAAUGGAAGCAAGCACUCCUUGAAGUCAGCAACUUGAAAGGAUACGAAGCCAAUUGGUCUGAAGCAGAGUUGGUGAAAUUGGUUGUCCAAAAAGUGUUGAGUGAACUGAAGAAAAAGUUUGAAUUGGUUACUUCUAAGAAUUUGGUAGGAAUAGGUAGUCAUGUGGAGAACAUUAUGGAACUUAUGGAUAAUAAUUCUCAUGCCCCCCUGUUUGUUGGCAUCCAUGGAAUGGGAGGCAUUGGUAAAACUACUCUUGCUAAAGCCAUCUACAACAAGCUCUCCAAUCAAUUUGAGCAUCAUAGCUUCAUUGCUGAUAUAAGGGAAUCAUGGAAGCAUUAUGGCACACAUUACUUACAGAGUAAGUUAAUCAAUGAUAUAUCGAAGCAUGAAAUUAAAGUUGAUAAUGAGGAUGAAGGGACUAACUUCAUCUCCUUCAUGUUUAAAGCUAAAAAGGUUCUCGUUCUUCUUGAUGACGUGGAUAAUGUCAAUCAGGUGAAGUGUUUGGCUGGUAAUCAUGAGUGGUUUUCUUUGGGAAGUAGAAUCAUUAUUACCACCAGAGACAAGAGGAUUCUUGAAUUAGCUGGGGUGGACCACAACUAUGAACUUAUGGAAUUGGAUGACAAUCAAUCUUUGAUUCUGUUUAGCCAACAUGCGUUUCGAAUGGACUUUCCUCCAAGUAAAUUUGAGGGCCUCACUCGUGAAGUUGUAUCCACCACCGGAGGACUUCCCUUAUCCCUUGAGGUUUUAGGUUCAUUAUUGUACGGAAAAGAGUCAAAAGUAUGGAGAGAUAUGAUAAAGAAGUUAAAAAAGGUCCCUCGCAUAGAAGUGCAAGAAAAGUUAAGGAUAAGUUACGAAGCAUUAGAAUAUGAACAAAAACAAAUUUUUUUGGAUAUCGCUUGCUUUCUCAUUGGCGCUGAUAGGAGAAUCGUGUUCUACAUGUGGGAUGCUUGUGACUUUUUUCCAGGGGAGAAUAUUGAAGUAUUGAGAUUUAUGUCAUUAAUAAAAAUUGGAGAUAAUCAUGAGCUCCAAAUGCAUGACCAAUUAAGAGAUCUUGGUAGGACAAUCGUUCGCGAGGAAAACCAGCAACAACCUUGGAACCGUAGCAGGUUAUGGGACUCCAAGGAAGUCUUGGAAGUGCUAAAGGGAUAUAAGGGAACAGACAAGAUUGAGGCGAUUAUUCUGAGUAAAGGCAGCUUAGAAGGCUUCUACAAAAUGGCUGAGCGAGAUGGCGACAUUUGCACAGCAAAACGAUUCAAGAAUUUGACGAAUCUAAGAUUUCUUCAUAUCGAAGGGCCACGUAUAUUCUUUAGUAUCAAAGGGGCACGUAUCAAUGAAGAUUUUAAGGACUCAAUGGAGAAGUUAAUAUUGCUCCAAUGGAAAAAUUGUCCCAUAAAUUUUGAAGUAAACAAUUUUCACUUAAAGAAAUUAGCUGUACUCGAAUUGCCGGAUAGCAAGAUAAAUGAUAAAUGGGAAGGAUGGAAAUCUUUCAUGAUGGCAAAGAAGCUCAAAUAUCUCGACCUCACGGAUUGUCACUGCUUGAGAAAUACGAUCUUCCUCUCAGCUUUUAAGCAUUUGGAGGUUCUCAUCCUCAAAAAAUGUCGGGGACUGGAGCAGAUCGAUCCUUCAAUUGGAGACAUGAAGGCCCUCCUUCGCUUGGAUUUGAAGCGGUGUGAGUCCCUUGGAAAGCUUCCAGCAGAAAUAGAGUCUCUGGAGAAUCUGGAGAUUCUGAAGAUUUCUCACACCGGUAUAAAAGAAUUACCCAAGGGUAUUGGGAGGCUGAGAAAGCUCCGAGAGUUACGCGCUUCAGCUUGCAGACUGAAAGGGGAAUUGCCGGAGAGCAUGUGCAAUCUUUCUUCUCUACAACGCCUUGAUUUUGUUUACUGCAAACAGCUCCAAUCGUUGCCGGACAACCUUCCUUCCAGCUUAACAGAUUUGAGCGUCACCUGUGGAAGCCGCAAAUUGCCCUCACUUUCCCACCUAACCCAUCUCAAGCGACUACGAGUUUGGUUCUGCAGUUUUCUCGAGUGCAUCGAAGUGCUUCCAUCAACACUAUCGAAGAAUUCAGAAUGCUCCCAACCGACAGACAUUGAAGAAUCAGAAUUACCACAAUCCCUAAACACUCCCUUCGAGUUGGAAUUCUUGAUCGUUGGGGACUGUGGAUUUAUUAAAACAGUGGACGUUUCACAGUUUAUCCAUCUAAGGGAAUUAUACGUCAUUAAUUGCAAGAAUCUAGUUGAAGUUCGAGGUCUUGAACUUGACAAAUUGAUAUAUUUGGAAAGCUUGACUGUCUCGAGGUGCGGUUCAAUUAAGAGGCUGCUCCUUCCAAAAUCCAAGAGCCUGAAGAAAUUAGAUGCUUCAAGGUGCAAGAAAUUAGCCGAAAUUCAAGGCCUCGAUAGGUUGGAGUUUUUGGAAAGCCUGGAUAUCACUGAGUGCGCCUCCAUUGAAAAGCUAGACCUUUCAAAAUCCGGGAGGCUGAAGAAAUUAGAUGCUGGAGAGUGCAACAAAUUAGCCGAAAUUCAAGGCCUCGAUACGUUGGAGUUUUUGGAAAGCCUGAAUAUCUCUAGGUGCGCCUCCAUUGAAAAGCUAGACCUUCCAAAAUCCGGGAGGCUGAAGAGAUUAGAUGCUAGAAUGUGCGAGAAAUUAGCCGAAAUUCAAGGCCUCGAUACAUUGGAGUUUUUGGAAAGCUUGAAUAUCAUUGGGUGCACCUCCAUUGAAAAGCUAGACCUUCCAAAAUCCGGGAGGCUGGAGGUAUUAUAUGCCUAUGGCUGCGAAAACUUAGCCGAAAUUCAAGGCCUCGAUACGUUGGAGUUUUUGAAAAUCCUGUUUAUCUCUGAGUGCGCCUCCAUUAAAAGGCUAGACCUUCCAAAAUCCGGGAGGCUGAAUAUAUUAAAUGCCGUUGAAUGCAUAAACUUAGCCGAAAUUCAAGGCCUCGAUACGUUGGAGUUUUUGGAAAGCCUGGAUAUCUCUAGGUGCGCCUCCAUUGAAAAGCUAGACCUUCCAAAAUCCUGGAGGCUGAAGGAAUUAUAUGCCUAUGGCUGCGAAAACUUAGCCGAAAUUCAAGGCCUCGAUACGUUGGAGUUUUUGGAAAGCCUGUAUAUCUCUGAGUGCGCCUCCAUUAAAAGGCUAGACCUUCCAAAAUCCGGGAGGCUGAAGAUAUUAAAUGCCGUUGAAUGCAUAAACUUAGCCGAAAUUCAAGGCCUCGAUACGUUGGAGUUUUUGGAAAGCCUGGAUAUCUCCGGAAGCAAGUCACUCAAAACAAUUCCAGAGUUACCUAGAACGCGGAUUUAUCAAAAUUACUAGAACAAGUGGCCCACAUUUUCUAGCGAAUAUGGAUCAGAGUAUACGGAUGACUCGGAUGAGUAAUAUAGUGGCAAUGAUCCACAUUUUCUUGCGAAGGUACAUAAAGCAGGAAUCCAGGAGAGAUGUUCAUGGAAGUUAAUGUGUGCUUUGGCAAAAUGAUUUUGCUUAUCAUGCCAAUAACGGAAAUAGACGAAAAGGCUUUCUAAGCGCAUCAUUUGUCAUUAGUCUUUGGGUAUUUCAUAGCAUGCCAAAGGUCAUUGUGUAGGUCGAGAAAUGCUAUAUGAAGGACCCUAUAUGGCGGUCCUUCUAAUGUGAGGUUUUAGUUUGCUCUCCACUCAUCAUGCAGUUCAUGACUGGAUGUUUCUAAGGCACCCUUACGAGUGAAUUUACGGUGCAAAAGGAGCAUCUUGAUAGGGCAUCCCUUCGUAUGCAUACGCUAAUGACUUGGGAUAAAAUUUGUCCAACCAUUGUGUUCCACACAUUUUAUCUCACAGAACUGUCUGCAUUAGCUGAUUAAGGUGAUCGUAUUGGUCUAGAAAAGCUAAAUGCAAGAACAAGCUCUUCUCCUAGUGGUGUGGUUGUGAGUGAACUAGCAAACAGGGCAGAAGCAAAAGCAUCGUGAAUUAUUUGGAUCAAUUGAGAAAAUUACAAUUCGAAUUUUUCUGACUAUGGAUCCAUGUUCAUUUGGUUUGAAUCCAGGAUAUCCCUAGUCCAAGGCUAAUAAUAGAUUAUCCCAAAGAAUGAAUCUUGAUGUUUGUAGAGUUGGUAUAGCCAUCUGUCAUAUACCUGAACUUUUGAGCCAAGCAAGACAA
Messenger RNA from Syzygium oleosum, 4814 nucleotides. Its product is annotated as disease resistance protein L6-like. Bases 64 to 4002 code for a protein of 1312 amino acids. NCBI's taxonomy places the organism in Eukaryota, Viridiplantae, Streptophyta, Magnoliopsida, Myrtales, Myrtaceae. Gene Ontology annotation, biological process: defense response; signal transduction. The transcript is spliced from 6 exons. The record is from RefSeq and is a predicted model, not a curated record. Gene Ontology annotation, molecular function: ATP hydrolysis activity; ADP binding.